AUGGAGCCUCCCCCUUCUCUGAGCCUGGCUCUGCUGGGAGGCAGCGAGGACGAGGACCAGCGCUUCCUCCUUCCCCUGGGCAGCAUCUCCCACCCGCCCGCCGCCGGCAGCCAGCCCGGCUCCAACCACUCCAACCACAUGGGAGGGUCCAGCCUGGACCGUCUGAACGGCAGCACCCCAUCGCCGUCGCCUGCCACGCCCAACCUGCCCCAGGCGUCCCUUCCCAAGUUGCCCCUGUCGUCCUCCGGCGCCCAGCCCCUGCCUCCGCCCAUCCCCAACGCCCUGCACCCCACCAGCACCCCGCUGUCCUCCUGCCUGGGCUCGCAGCACAGCCUGAGCGGGGACAACUCCCCCGUCUACAACGCCCUCUUUUACUCCUCCCACUCGCCCUCCAUGGACCGGGAACGGGACCGGGAGCGCGACCGGGACCGGGAGCGGGGCUGCAAGCACCGGCAGGCCAGCCCUCUGGUACACCGCCGGGACAGCAACCCCUUCACCGAGAUCGCCAUGAGCUCCUGCAAGUACACCGGCGGGGUCAUGAAGCCGCUGAGCCGCCUCAGCGCCUCCCGCAGGAACCUCAUUGAGUCGGACAGCAGCAGCGAAACCAAAGAGGGCGGCGUUUCGGCUGCCCCUCCCACCUGCUCGGUGACCCAGACCUCCACCAACCAACCGCCGAUCCAGAGCCCCCCGGAAAUCGUGAUCUCGUCCAAAGAAGACUCGCCGUACCCCCGGGCAGGGUAUGACAUCACUGACUCCACGUCCAACCAGAUGUCCAUCUACCACCAGAACCAUGCGCUGGUGGAGAGCCGGCGGGCGCAGCCGGGGCGGGGCAGCCGGCAGGGCGGGGUCGGGGCGGUGGGCGCCGGGGCCCGGGGCAGCACCUCCAAGGCCCCCAAACGGAAGAACCAAAACAUUGGCUAUAAACUGGGGCACCGCAGGGCGCUGUUCGAGAAGAGGAAGCGGCUGAGCGACUACGCCCUCAUCUUCGGGAUGUUUGGCAUCGUCGUCAUGGUGAUCGAGACGGAGCUGUCGUGGGGCGUUUACACUAAGACCUCCAUGUAUUCUCUGGCCCUCAAGUGUCUGAUCAGCCUGUCCACAGUCAUCCUGCUGGGCCUCAUCAUCGCCUACCACGCACGGGAGGUUCAGCUGUUCGUCAUCGACAACGGAGCCGACGACUGGCGCAUCGCCAUGACGAUGGAGAGGGUUCUGCUGAUCGCUCUGGAGCUGCUGGUGUCCGCCGUGCACCCGGUGCCCGGAGACUUCAAGUUCCAGUGGCGGGCUCGGCUGGCCUUCUCCUACGCGCCCUCGCAGGCCGAGGCCGACCUGGACAUGGUGCUGAGCGUGCCCAUGUUCCUGCGCCUCUACCUCAUCGCCAGGGUCAUGCUCCUGCACAGCAAACUCUUCACCGACGCCUCCUCCAGGAGUAUAGGUGCCCUAAAUAAGGUCCAUUUCAACACACGCUUUGUAAUGAAAACCCUCAUGACCAUCUGCCCCGGGACGGUGCUGCUGGUCUUCAGCAUCUCUCUGUGGAUCAUCGCUGCCUGGACCGUGCGAGUGUGCGAGAGGUAUCACGACGCCCAGGACGUGACCAGCAACUUCCUGGGCGCCAUGUGGCUCAUCUCCAUCACGUUCCUGUCCAUCGGCUACGGAGACAUGGUUCCCCACACCUACUGUGGCAAAGGAGUGUGUCUGCUCACGGGCAUCAUGGGGGCGGGAUGCACGGCUCUGGUGGUUGCCGUGGUAGCCAGGAAGCUGGAGCUGACCAAGGCCGAGAAGCACGUGCACAACUUCAUGAUGGACACGCAGCUCACCAAACGGAUAAAGAACGCGGCGGCCAACGUGCUGAGGGAGACUUGGCUCAUCUACAAACACACCAAGCUGAUGAAGAAGAUCGACCACUCCAGAGUCCGCAAACACCAGCGGAAGUUCCUGCAGGCCAUCCACCAAUUACGCAGCGUGAAGAUGGAGCAGAGGAAGCUGAGCGACCAGGCCAACACGCUGGUGGACCUGUCAAAGAUGCAGAGCGUCAUGUACGAGCUCAUGUCGGAGCUCAACGAUCGCAGCGAGGACCUGGAGCGCCAGAUGUUGUCCCUGGAGCAGCGGGUGGAGCAGCUCACCGCCGGCUUCAACGCCCUGCCCGCCCACCUGUCAGCCACGCUGAGCGCCCAGCACGCCGCCCUGGUCCACCUGCUCCGGGAGAGGGACGCCCGGGACGGCCGGGGGGGCGGGGGCGCCGUGGUGCCGCUGUCCCCGUCCCUCACCACCGUGGCGCCGCCGGUUUCUCCGGUGCAGGUCGCCGUGGCCGCCGCCGUGGCCGUCGCCCCUCCUGCGCCGGCCCAGCUCGCCACCCUGGCCUUGGAGUCGCCGCUGUCGCCUCCUCCGCCCCUGAGCCCCGAGGGCAGCCUGGAGGCCAGCCCCACCCCCAACACCUGCACCUCCAGCUGCUGA
Messenger RNA from Stegastes partitus (bicolor damselfish), 2448 nucleotides. It is a transcript of the gene kcnn3, whose product is annotated as potassium intermediate/small conductance calcium-activated channel, subfamily N, member 3. The record is from RefSeq and is a predicted model, not a curated record. Gene Ontology annotation, cellular component: membrane. NCBI's taxonomy places the organism in Eukaryota, Metazoa, Chordata, Actinopteri, Pomacentridae. Gene Ontology annotation, biological process: potassium ion transport. Bases 1 to 2448 code for a protein of 815 amino acids. The transcript has 10 exons. Gene Ontology annotation, molecular function: calmodulin binding; small conductance calcium-activated potassium channel activity.